Molecule: messenger RNA, 2506 nt
Organism: Notechis scutatus (mainland tiger snake)
Lineage: Eukaryota; Metazoa; Chordata; Lepidosauria; Squamata; Elapidae
Gene: ZC2HC1C
Product: zinc finger C2HC-type containing 1C
Source: RefSeq, a predicted model, not a curated record
AUGGCUCAGUUGCAGCUGGCUGUGUGUUCGCAUAUGGAUCCAAUAGCAUCCAAUUCCAGUCUUCCUGCAACAAGCCAGGAAAGACGUCAUCCUGAAGUUCUUAAAGAACAGUCCCAGCUAGAACAUUUGAGGAAUAAUAUCCAGCAACAACUUGUGUGCUGUAAAGAGAAGAAAUUGAAAGAUCUUCAUGUUCACAAAGAGCGGAGCUCUUCCUGUACUCGGCCUGCAGAAAAUAGUCAGUUGGGCUUAGAGAAAGCAAGUUUUUAUUCUGCUGGCCCACAUAACUGGUGUUUCAAGGGUCAGGCCAGCACUGUGCCUUCCCACUGGAGAAUGAAGCGGAGAGAAGGUGUUGACAGAGCAUAUCCACUUAAGCCGGUUUUCCCCCCAAAAUCUGAGAAUGGUUCUUUACCAAGUUCUUGGCAAGUUGGAAAUGCACCAGCAACAGAGAUUCCUUCCUGUGGGAUUAGCUCAGAGAAAACAAAAGUCUCACAUGCGGUAAAGGCUCAGCCUGUAGGGGUGCACACUCCUUUUUCUGUACAACAAUCUAAUAGAACAACUUCUCAUUCACAAAGAGCAGAGUCAGGCUAUAUUCAAAAACUGGAGGCUGCUGGACGAAGUUUGGAGGAGGAAAUCCAGCGAAAGGAGACUCUCCUUAGGGAGAAACUAAGGAAAACAGAAGAAGAGCUCCGUAAAAUCCAGUGGAAAAGACAGCAAACUAAAGCAGAAGCAAGAAGAGACCAAGGAGGAUUACGGAUGCCAGAGAAAAAAAUGUCAGCUAUUUCUCAAGAUUGUAAUUCCAAAUCUAUUGCACAAUGUGAUGAUGAUGAUGAUAAAAAAAUGCUUGUUCCAGAGACUGUGAUAGCUUCAAUUGGGACUGUCCUGCUUCCACAGACACUUCAUAUGGAAAGGCUCAAAAAGCAACGAUUGAUAGCUAGCAACAAUAAAAUUAGAGAUAACUUCUCCAAUAUUUCUUCCACUCACAGCCUAAAACCAGCAUCUGUAUCCAACCAGUCUUGUUCUCCAACUGCAACCCCAAUAGGUCAUGCAGAAUCGGUGGCAGCAGAACCAUCAUAUAUAGAGGUCCAGAAUGAUAUAGAAGAUUGGGGAGAAUGCAAUUUUUGUGGACGGAGACUUUACUGUUCCAGGUUGGAGAAACACAUGAAUAUUUGCAGAAAAAAUCAUGGAUCCAAGAGAAAAGUGUUUGAUUCAAGCAAGGCUAGAGCGAAGGGCACUGAAUUGGAGACAUAUCAUCUCUUGAAGGGCUCAUAUAUUUCACAGAGAAAAACUUCCAGCCCAAGUCCUGAUACUCCCAAGCAAAGCAAUGCUACAUCUAAACAAAGCAACUGGAGACAGAAGCAUGACUCUUUCAUCAAGACUUUGCGCAGGGCUCGUGAAGUGCAGCGCAUCAUCUCCAAAGGGGGAAAGGCCUCAGAUCUUCCUCCAGCACCAGCUAUGGAAAACCCAGACUACAAAUUGUGUCCAUAUUGUACUCGUCAGUUUGCACCUAAGGUUGCUGAGAGACAUAUUCCCAAGUGCAAGAACAUUAAAAAUAGACCUCCACCACCACAGCAAAAAAAACAUUGCUAGCAAAUGGACAAGAUGACAUCUACAACUGGUGUUUCUUGCAAUUUUCUGUUUGAUGCUAUAGAGAAGCAGUUUCAGUGUAAAACCAAUGAGAAAUCCACUAAUUUUAAGUGAUCAUUAACCCCUAUAUAUUACAGGUCAAAGCACCUAGACGGACAAAAAGUGGCUUUGUUUUUAUCAUCUUGAAAUUUUGUAUUCUGUAAAAAUGGUUCCCUGGGAUUCCUUGCAUAUUUUGCAGUGGAAUUUUUGUCCGUUUCUUAGAACAUAGAAGAAGGGCCCUGCAAAAAGGCCUAUUAAAAAUCGGAAGAAAAUAUGAAGUUCUUAUAAAUCAUGGCUCUAUACUUGUGACUCUUUGAUGGCAUCUGAGAUCAGUUAUUUCUUGUAUGAGCUGCCAGAUAUCAUUUCUUUGCUGAGUACCAUAACAAAAAGCACCCAUGUUCUAGAAAAUUCCUAUUUAAAUUUUAGAAUGAUAGCUGGAGAAGAAGAGUAAAGGUUAUUUCAUUGCAUUACGUACUACUAUUUACAUUAGCUGGGAAAAGCUUUAAAGUCAGUUUUGUUUCUUGUUACAUAAGGUUAGUCUUCCUCACUUUAAAGUAAUCUAUACAAAUUGCUGUAGAAAAACCUGGAAGUUUGGAUGGAUUGUUUUUUAUAGCAUAAUUGUAGUACCUGAUUUUCAGCUCUAUGCAACUUUAAGAUCAGUGAAAAUAUUUGGGAAUAGGUCAACCAGAACAAUCAGCAAACAAAUGGAAUAAAUAUAUUUAUAAGCAUAUUAGCUGUCUUCAGGCAACAAACAUGAUCUAUAAUAAAAUAUGUAGAAUCUAAGUUGCUUGCAAAGGCAAAUGUAGUAUUUGCUGAAAGUCAAAACAUAUCGAUGAAUGCUUUGUUUGGAAACAAAUUUUGCGUAACACACUGUCAGUAUAGU